Messenger RNA from Drosophila gunungcola (fruit fly), 5412 nucleotides. Its product is annotated as luc7-like protein 3. Bases 323 to 1639 code for a protein of 438 amino acids. Gene Ontology annotation, cellular component: U2-type prespliceosome; U1 snRNP. NCBI's taxonomy places the organism in Eukaryota, Metazoa, Arthropoda, Insecta, Diptera, Drosophilidae. The record is from RefSeq and is a predicted model, not a curated record. Gene Ontology annotation, molecular function: mRNA binding. Gene Ontology annotation, biological process: mRNA splice site recognition. The transcript has 4 exons.
CUACGGUCACAUUGCGCUGCACAAAUUCGAUACCACACGAAUUUUAUUUCGUGAAUUUUAUUGAUUCUUUUUGGAGAAAUUGUCGGUUAAAGACCUUUCUGCACGAGUUCUCCGUGCCUGCACCUGUCCGCCGGCACCACCCAGGCCACAAAAGUGGGUGCGGCGCCACCGGAAUCGCUAGCAUCACUUGGACUGGAGCACUUGCACCGCUUUGCACACCACCACCACUACCCCCCGCCCCCCCGCAUACACCCUCGGCAGUUUACCCUUACCCCUUGGAACUGAAGAUAUCCAAAUCAAAGGCGAAGAAGUCUCGGAAAAAAUGGUGGACGCCGCCAGGCAAAUGCUCGAUGAGCUGAUGGGCAGGAAUCGGAACCUUCAUCCCUCGGAGGCGGGGGCCAAGGUCAACUGGGAGGAUCCCGAGUUCUGCCAGUUCUACAAUGUAAAGUUCUGCCCACAUGAUCUGUUUAUAAAUACCCGCGCGGAUCUGGGACCCUGUGCCCGCAUCCACGACGAGGAGGCCCGUCAUCUGUACGAGGAUGCUCGUCCCUCGCAAAGGAAACGACAGUACGAAGAUGAGUUCCUGCGCUUUUGCAAUGUCAUGCUGCACGAUGUCGACCGAAAGAUCCAGAAGGGCAAGCAGCGCUUGCUUUUAAUGCAAAGGGAUCAGCCCAAUACUCCGGCUCCGUUGAGCAGGCACCAGGAGCAGCUGGCCAACCUGAAUGCCAGGAUCAACAAGCUGCUCUCCGAGGCAGAGGAAGCGGGCAUUCGUGGCGAUGUGGACCAGGCGCAGGAUCUGAUGACCCUGUGCGAGGAGCUCAAGGAGGAGAAGGAGCAGCUGGUGCAGCAGCACGAGGCCAAUCACAAGGCCAUCAGCAGCAUCAGCUUGGCCAAGCCACCGGACGAUGAGCUGCAGCCGGGGCGCAGCAGCAGUCCUGGCACAAAUCACAGCGACGACACCCCCAAUCCACUUCCUGCGGCCGCCACCACCAGCGAUGAAGCUCUAGAGGCUGCUCCAAGUUCGGCAGCAACAGCAGGAGCUGCUCCAGCGGAGGAAGGUGAAUCUGCUGGAGCAUCGGGUGAAGAUAAAACGGAGAAGAGCGAAAGCAAGGCGGCUGGCUGGUCGCACGAUGCCCUGCCCGAGAAACAAAUGAAGGUUUGCGAGAUCUGUGGCGCCUUCCUGAUCGUCGGCGAUGCACAGCAGCGGAUCGAGGACCAUUUGAUGGGCAAACAGCAUUUGGGAUACUCCAAGCUUCGCAACGCGGUGGCCGAGAUCAACGAUGCGCGGCAGAAGGAGCGCGAGCAGGAGGAUCGACGUCGGCGGGAGGGUCGAGUGCAGCGCUUCCACUCCUACGAUAAUAGACGCGAGCCACGCAACGAGUACCGGGAACGAAGUCGUGACUAUGUCCAAAAUCGUCAGCCCUCGGAUCGGCGUCACCAUCACCAUAAGUCGCACCACAGCUCUCAUCACUCGUAUUCGCGCAGUGGUGGCGGCGGCGGAGGAGGAGGAGGCGGUGGUGGUAGUGGUGGUGGUAGUGGCAACCGGAGCAACCGGAGCCAUCACAAUCACAACCAUAAUCAUUACCGCCACGACAGCCGCGAACGACAUUGCCGCAGCCGGAGUCGCAGCCGCUACUAGAGACCAAAAACAGCAUAAUAAACCAAGUGAAAAGCAAACACCACAAGUAAUAAGCAGAAAGUCAGGAGCUGUUCCCAAAGCCCUAAAACGCAACUACACAACUAAAUAAGAUCAAGACUCAAGACCAACGCAACACAACCUCUCGUCCAACUGCAAUCUUCCAUCUUCAGUCUCGUGUGUGUUCGCAAAUCCACAACCACAACCCGUAAGCAGCUGCCGUGGCGAAAGGCGGCAGCAUCGAGGUACCCCAAAAAAAAAAAAAAAAAAAAAAAAAAUACAAAAAUCAUUAACACAAUUUUUGAAAAUAAUAUGUAUAAAAACAGUAAAAAAGAAACAGUAUCUGAGCUGGCAAGAGCGAGUGCGCUGAGGUGAGUCGAACACUUGAUAAACCCGUAAAAAGUAACACUCCGGCGCUACUGUGCCACUCCACAUUCCGUAGACAAACUCGUUUCGUUCCAUAACUUUACUAUAUAUCGAUCUCUAUCCGCCGUGUACACACGUCUUUCCUUAAUGUGUGUACCCAAUUGCGUACAAAUCCCAUCGAGGAUUUCAUGAAGGUCAGGUCCUUUUUAAUUAACAGACGGACUUACGAAACGACCGUUUAGGCUGUAGAUGGGAAUUGGUAUUUCAAAAUUGAUUUCAAUUAAUUUUUGUAUGGUAUAUUAGGCUGCUUCAGUUCCUAAAACACUCAAACAAACUUUUUUUCUUGAUUAAAAAAAUGCAACCCUUUUUAAAAAACGAGCUUAUUUUAGGAACAUUAUAAUGUUGACAUAUUUGUUAAGGUAUAAUUCUAUAAUUUUAAAUUAUUAUAAUUUCAAUAUAAAAACAUAUUAACCAUUUUAAAUAAAAUCGAAGUUUUUUAUUUAGCUACAUCAUAGAUUUAAUAAAAGCAAAACCUAUUUGAUACCUUGUUGGGAAACUUUUGAUUAGCAAAUUAAAUAUUAAACAAGGGUUUUCAAAUCAAAUAUUUUCUAAAUCAUUAUUCAUCUUGCGAGCUUAAAGUUUACAGUACUAUAAUAAUUUAGACUGGUUCCGCAGUUUGAUUAGAAGACAACAUUAGACAGUUUUAGUCAGGUUUGUACUACAGAUCAAUGAAUUUCGCAUAUAAACGAAUAUACAAAUCGACUGAGAAAUAGGCAAAGGAUUAGGGCGAUACGGGACGUUCCUCGGACGAUUCCCUUGCAAUUGUAAGUGGGACAGUGACUGAAACAGGUAUUUACCAAGCCUUACUGUUAUCUCCUUGCGCUUAAUUAACCCAACAGAAACAGACCCACGCAUCUCAUGCAUUGUUCCCUUGCACACCCCACACAUACCUGUCCACACAACCCAUAAAUCAUAAACGAUAUAUGUAUAUAUAGUGCUAUAUAGAGUGACUUAGUGAGAGUCUCGUACUGCAUGUGCUUUUGGCUUGGCGACUGGGUUGCUGGGUCCUUUUGUGUGCGAUGGGAUGGGUUUCAAGUUCCCAAGUGGAGGUACGUAGUAGUAGUACCUUGCCAAGUACCCAAAAAAAAAAAAAAAACACAGAAAGUGACGGACUAAGGCAGUGAGAAAGUGAAAGGAUCUACUGAUGUGAGACUGAUUGCAGGUAUAUUUGAUUAAUCGAUGAAACCAUCGAACCUUUGAUCCCUUUCCAAAGAUUUGAAAUUUAUUUAGUUUGUAAUUUUAAAUAGAAAUACAAUAAUCGAAAUAUAUUGUUAAUAUAUAUCAAUUUCACUUUGUUAUUAGAUUGCUACUAGAUUUAAGUAAAUAUCAUUUAGUAGUUGGUAUGAGUUAAAUUUGUUUAUUUUCAGGAGUCUCAGAAAUAUUAUUUUCUUGGUUAAAAAUCAGCAAACUAACUGGCUUUAAUUAUAAAUGUUAAAAGGAGUUCAAACUGCAGUUGGAAAGGGAUCAUGAGGCGUCGGCUUGCCGACGUAAGUCUUACAUAUUACUUUUUUUUGUAUCCUGCUCUCAUUGUUGUGGUGUACUGCCCCUCCCAUCUCCCCUCCCACCUGCACUAUCGUAUUUCUUAAGAUAUACAAAAAAACUAACCCCAGCGAACUCUUCAAGUCAAGAUUCCAAGAAACCUACGAAAAACCACGAGGUAAUUGAAUUACAAAAUUGAAUUAAAUUAUAAUCAAUACAAAAAUAAACACAAGCAUAGGCAGAACAGAGGGAGACAGCAAACAGAGCACAGACAGAGAGGGCGAGAGUUCCUAUACCCAUACACAAGUGUAUGUUCAUGUUCCCCCCUCCUCUUCACCAACAGGUAAAUUGUGACUGACCCCCGACCUCCACCCCAUGAUAUAUUAAGCCUAUUUUUGUGAUGUGAUACGAUCAGCCGUAGGUUGAGUCUCUGUCCAGAGCCAACAAAAAACAAUAAAGGAAGCAAACUUCGGCAAGCCGCAGUUCAUAUACCCUUGCAGCUAUUGCUAAAAGUAUAUAUUCUUUAGAACAAUAUCCAUAUCUCAAGGAAUGUUUAAAUUGAUGCAUAAAAAAAUUGAUAUACCGCGAAGUUAUAAUUUUUCUUAAAAAGUCGUAGAUUAAAAAAAAUUAAAACCGCAAUUCUGACUAAAUCUAACAAUUACUAUAUCUUGAAGAAUAUUUCUCUUUCUUUUUUCCCGAGCUAUAUGAUAUAGUCGUCCGAUCCGUCUCGCUCCGACUUUCACAUACACUGCCUGCAACAUAAAGACAACUUUUAAUGAAAGUUUUAUGCAGAAAGGUAAAAAUUCAGAGACUAAUACCUUUUGCAAGGGUAUAAAAACCAACCCUCGUAGAUUUAUGUUCUGUACUGUUCGUGCCACACCAAAUAAAACAAACACACUUAGAAAUCUGAAUCUUUAUAAAUAUAUAUAUAUAUUUACACGAUCAGCUCGAAAUAAGUUUAAGCUGCGCUACCCACUUUCUAUCCCCCGCACCCGAAGUUUUAAUCUGGCUCAUUUAACUCACACUUUUCUCUCUGCAAACAUAUUCCAGGAGCUGCCAAACUGAAGGAUGGAACCCAGAAAUAUAGAAAAGAAGGAGAUGGAUAUAUAUAGAGAGAGGGAGAUAUAUAUAUAAUAUAUAUAUCUAUAUAUUAUACGUAUAUAAGAAAGAAGAACCAACCAGGUAACUUCUAUGCCACACCUCCCACAUAAAUGUUUCUUCACGACAGACAAGGCGGCGUCGAAAUCCAAAUUCCGUAAAAUCCAGAAAUCAACGACCAUCAAUCGGCGAUCAACGAACGAUCAGUGAUCAGAGAAAGAGAGAGAGAGAAGAGUGAAAGAGAAGGCAGAAAGAGACACUCGUAUAGAAACUGUAUUAGGCAUGAUACAAACGAGGUGAAUUUCAAUUUCUCUCAUCUACUUAUAACUAUAUAUUAUAUAUAUAUAUAUAUAUAUAUAUAUAUAUAUAUAUAUAUAUAACUCCACUAUCCAUUACUCCACCCAUCCUUCGAUCUUAAUAUCGUAAUCGAAAAUGCGCGAGUUGUCAGUUAAAUAUUUAAACCAUUUGAACCGUACAUAUAUGAAUGUAUGGGCCGCUUAUGUUUUGUGUUCUCGCAGGCUGAGCUCCUCUUUCCCCUUCCGUGCGAGGACCUAAAUUCCCCCCCAAAAACAUCCUAUUAUCCAUCCACUAAUCCAUCAUCCCAGUUUUUUUGUUACAACAAUCUAAACCUACAACAAAAAACCUAGCGAAUUAAUCAAUUAAAUUGAAUUCCCAUCGGGCAAGCAAGAGUUACAAAAAAAAUUUACGAAUGCAGAAUUAAGUAUAGUGUAACCAAUCAAUAAAAUUCGAUCGAUCGCCUGUAGUCAUGUAAA